Messenger RNA from Plutella xylostella (diamondback moth), 458 nucleotides. The record is from RefSeq and is a predicted model, not a curated record. NCBI's taxonomy places the organism in Eukaryota, Metazoa, Arthropoda, Insecta, Lepidoptera, Plutellidae.
UCUGUAAAAGUGAAUGUUAUAAAAUGUCCUGUUGUGUACCUGGAUGUAACGUGCGAUUCACGGAUGGGGUGCCUUUGCAUCGUUUCCCAAAUCCAAAGAAGGAAAUUGAGCGUUUCCGUGUCUGGAUAUUAAGAGUUGGAGGAGACAUAAUUGGACUAACCAAUGAAGUGAUAGUCAAAAACCGAAGAGUUUGUCACCGACAUUUUGAAGAAAGGUUUUUCUAUCCCAAGAACCGAUUGAGCAAAUUGGCUAUACCGACACUUGAUCUCCCAAUGCUACCUCGAUCAGGAGGUUCAACUAACUCCACAAGACCAGUGCCUGAGCCAAUGGAGAUAGAAGGAACGGUUAGUUCUACAACGUCGCUUGCUCCUUCAAUACAAUCACAAACUCAGUGUGGUACUUCCUGCUCUACGAGUGCAGUGCCAUCCUGCUCUACUAGUGCAGUAGAUGUUUCCUGA